Dichomitus squalens LYAD-421 SS1 is the source of this 627-nucleotide messenger RNA. RefSeq lists its product as uncharacterized. The record is from RefSeq and is a predicted model, not a curated record. NCBI's taxonomy places the organism in Eukaryota, Fungi, Basidiomycota, Agaricomycetes, Polyporales, Polyporaceae. The transcript has 5 exons. Bases 1 to 627 code for a protein of 208 amino acids.
AUGUUCAGCAAGUCCUUCGCCUCCCUCGCCGUGCUCUCCUGUAUGCUCCUGGUUGGCGCUUCUCCCGCAAAUAUCGCUCGUGCUGAUCCUUCGACUAUGGUUGCGUCCACCACGGAUGGCCUACAAACGACCUCGACCACCACCGGUUCUAACUCUGGCAUCGGCCCUGCGGCGACCAGCACGACGGUGUCCGAGUCGGUCACCGGCACCGUCUCCGUGGAGACCAGCGCGACUGCUUCUACGCCUGCCGCCAGUACUACCGCGGCGACGAGUACGAUGACUGGCCCUGCGGACACGAGCACGAACACGGCCCCUGGUAGCGCUUCUGGCUCUAAUCCUGCGGCCGCGAGCGCCGUCACGCUGAGCAGUAUCGUCGGAGCCAGCCAGAUCUUCAGCUCAGCGAUCUCUGUGAUAGGCACUGACCCAAAGGUCACCGCCUAUAUCACUAUCACUCUCGCUACCGCUGGCAGCUCGACGACCGUCUUCGCCGGCCACACGCUCGUUGCAGACAUCACGAACAGCAAACAAGGGAGCGGCGCCGCGGGCUUGACCAUCUCGAAGGGUCUGCUGUCGGGCGCUGUUACCAUCGUCGGUGCUGUUGCUGUCGGCGCAGUCGUGGCGCUCUGA